GAGCGCCGUCCGGCCAUGUGAUGCGAAAUCUGCCGACGGCAUCCUAAAUCAGUUUCAUAAAUAAUGUAGAGAGCAUCAGCAGGUCCCGACGGGGGCUUAUAUUGCAUUGCUCCCAGUGUUUCUAAUGAUAGUGAGACAAGAGGCAAGAGAAAGAGAGAGAGAGCGCGCUGCUGGUGGUGGAGACACAAGCGCGUCCCGGAUCAGACAGACAGAGAACUCGCAGCCAGUGGCGCGCAGGGAAGCACAUCGCCACUUCUACGUGUUUUAUGGGACAUCGGAGCGCAGACAAGUGAGUGGGACAACACGAGUGCUGAAAAGGAGGACUGACUAGUAUCUCUGCAUAUCUGUGACUCUCUCUCCAUUUCUCUCUCUCUCACUCACUCACUUACUCUGUGAAGCAAAGGAGGCGGGACGUCCAGGAGGAAAUUGUAGGGUUGGAUAAGUAGGGUCCAGUUUGUCUCUUUCCAUCUCUCUUCAGCUCGCUCUCGACAUGGAGCCGAACAGCCCUAAGAAAAUCCAGUUUGCCGUCCCGCUUUUCCAGAGCCAGCUGGAUCCUCAGGCAGCUGAGCAUAUCCGUAAGCGCAGACCAACUCCAGCCACACUGGUUAUCUACAAUGAGCCCAGUGUUUCAGGAGAUGACAAGCAGACUUCAGGCAGUCAGGUGGAGACCCCGAACGCCCAGCUGUCUCCCGCCCAGAGAAAACAGAGCGUUUACACACCGCCUACCAUGAGAGAGCUGCAGCUGGUGGUGGAGCAGCACUUUCAGAGGCAGGAGCAGCAGGAGGCGGGGCUCUCUGACAGCCCAGACACGCCCAGUCCAAUCACAGCACAGCAUUUUACCAACGCAGCUCAGUGGGCCAAUCACAACAGCUCAGAGCCCAAUGGCAAUGAGUCUUAUGUCAGUUCUGAGGGGCAGCCAGGGAGCAGUGGGGAUGGGGGUAGAGAGCACAGUGAUAGCAAGCAAGAGGAGAAAGAAAGCCAACAUCCUACCAGGCUUUCUCAAAAACAUCUCGGCACACUUUCAGAAGAACCUGGAGACCCGCUGCCACGACGCAAAGAUACGCCAUACCAGCACCAACCACCCUUCAUUCCAGGAGUGCAGUUAAUGAAAAAUCAGACAGAUUCUUCCUCACAUUUCCAAGAGGACGAGGAGAACAGUGGUGGACUAAAAGACAGUUUGACAGAGUAACAGCGGGUCAAUUUGACAUCAUUUCUGUUUGAGAGCUAUUUUAGUUACUUGUUAAAGGAAAACACCACCGUUUUUCAAUAUUUUACUUUGUUUUUACCUCAACUUAGAUGAAUUAAUACAUACCUAUCUUUUUUCAAUGCGUACACUUUUAAUCUUUGUACAUUGCUUUUUAAAUGUGUUAGCAUUCAGGGCUGGGUACAGAACGUCAAUACUUUUAUGGUAUCGAACAAAAACUCAUAUACUACGAGUAUCGAAAAAUUAUUUAUCUUUGUCGGCGAUUGGCUGUCCACCACCACAUAUUAUUUUAUUAAUAAUGUUACCCUGAGUGAGAAGUGUUACCAGAAUUAGUUUUAAUUAAGGUGAAAAAUAAAAGUUAUGUGUUUAAUUUAUUUUUGUUGAUGUUAAAAUGGAUUUUAAAACAUACGGUAAACAAUACCCAGCCCUACAUUUAGCCUAGACCCAUUCAUUCCUAUGGCUCCAAACAAAAGUUUAUUUUGUGCCACCAUACUUACUCAUGUAACAGUCUUUAAAUAGAGAAAACUUGAAAGUGUUUGGUGGCUUCUAAAUUCAUCCCUUUUUGGAUCCUAAGGAAUGAAUGGGGCU
Misgurnus anguillicaudatus (oriental weatherfish) is the source of this 1792-nucleotide messenger RNA. NCBI's taxonomy places the organism in Eukaryota, Metazoa, Chordata, Actinopteri, Cypriniformes, Cobitidae. The record is from RefSeq and is a predicted model, not a curated record.